AUGGAGCACGUGAAAUUUCCAGAAUUGAUAAAACCCGUCAAUGAAACUACAUCAUCUGGCACACCAGCGGUGCAUUUCAAUGUCCCUAGCCUACAAAGCAAGCCACCAGCGGCCUCCCCAUCACAUCGGUUCCAAUUGGGAGUCGUUGCAUGUCUCGUUCUGGUUUUCUUUCUGAGCCGAUGCUACCAGUUGAUUGGUUCGAGGCUUUCUAAAGCAGUCGACAAAAGGCGAUUAGCAUCGGGGGGCGGCACAUCAGGAGAGGGCGACGAAGAACGGGAAGGCGAUGUGCAAUGUGCAGGGCCUUCAGAACCGGCCGAAGAUGACGAAACGCCGUGGCUUAAAUUCAUUCCUGUAGUUCAGUCCAACUCACCCGAGUCUAAGCAGAGCGGAUUUGUGGGUUUUACAGGACAGCAAGCAUCACUUGGAGUACCCACAGCACCAUAUGGCGUACCACUGCUGGAGCGGCCCAGGGAAACGCGUAGGGACCGCGUGCGGAAAAACCGAGAAAAACUGUCUAGGGCAAUUUCUCGUCUGAGUGGAAUGCUACAAGCAGGAAUGGAGGCGUUGAAUGAUGACUGGAAUCCGACAAAUCCGCACUGGGCAUUCUGCGUCGUGUUGCUUGGUGCUUUAAAGCAGCAGCAGCAGGAGGCUAGUACGCUUUUUAAUGAAAACAAUAGAUCAUUUGGUACUGAAGAGCGCAUUAUAUGGAUAGGUAGUUUGAGAAGUGGAUACGAUGCAGUCCACCUCGGUUCGAGUGUCCUAAGUGCGUUUGCAAUUGCGCAUGGCCUCCCAGCUCCGCACAGAGACGACGUACCCUCAAAUAUGGAUUUUAGAGUUUACACCAUGUUGUGCGUCGGAGAAUGCAGUGCGAAACUCGGGGAUGCCAUGAGAGAAUACAUGGAUGACCCAGUGGGGAGCACCAGUCUUGCCAACCUCACUACCCAACUGAACGAGGCUUCAUUUUGGUUACGCGUAGUCGGGGAAAUGGCAUCGUGCAGUGGUUCAGCAUCGAGGCCUGAUUCAACACCAUUCGACCCUCUGGAUGAUGCGUUGAGAAAGGAGGCGGAUUCCUUAGGCCAAGCUCGUUUACAAGCAAUGAGGAUGUUAAGCCAAAUAUAG
Eimeria acervulina is the source of this 1119-nucleotide messenger RNA. RefSeq lists its product as hypothetical. Lineage: Eukaryota; Apicomplexa; Conoidasida; Eucoccidiorida; Eimeriidae. The record is from RefSeq and is a predicted model, not a curated record. The coding region runs from base 1 to 1119 and encodes 372 amino acids. The transcript has a single exon.